Molecule: messenger RNA, 2711 nt
Organism: Durotheca rogersii
Lineage: Eukaryota; Fungi; Ascomycota; Sordariomycetes; Xylariales; Xylariaceae
Exons: 2
Coding region: 394-2469 (691 amino acids)
Biological process (GO): regulation of transcription by RNA polymerase II
Cellular component (GO): nucleus
Source: RefSeq, a predicted model, not a curated record
CCAGCGUCCACCCUGGUACCUGAGGUACUUGGCACCCGUCUGCGUCAACACCCACCCACAUUAGGUACUCGCACCUACCGACAGGGGACCCCCCCGGUCGCCUUCAUCGACCUUCUCCUGCUCUCCUUACGUAGUGCAUAACUGUACCAUAGUACUCAUACGGACCGCAACCUCCAAAAGCUUUUAUAAGUCUUUUCUAAUCGCCACUUCCCUCCCAUCCACCCCACAAAUCCGCCUACCUUCACCUCAUUUUGCCAUACUCUCAACUCCUCGAUCUUACUUACACAAGACUCCUACUUCUACCCUCAUUGCCAAUCCCACUUAUCGACCGCCAGCGCAAGCAUCACUCGAAGUCCGUCUCCUCUUCGCCCGACCACCGUGUCGUUACACAGUAUGAUGCUGGCUCACAACAGCAACAAUUCCUUGAGACCUCUCCAGUACUACUCCCAACCAUCGUCCUUCGAACCCGGCAACGCGAACUCGAACCACAUCGCUUACGGUAGGAACCACAGCUUUCCCACCGAGGCCGCCGCCUCCGCCUCGACUCUGGACAACAUCCCCGCCGCUGCCGCCGCCGUCGCUGCCUCCCAGAGAUAUAGGGCUCCGGCGGCUCACCCCCUGCAGCAGGCUUUCGACCAAGGGAACACAGGCCAGGGCUUAGGUCAAGUGUCGGAACUGCUACCGCCGGGCGCGUCGUGGAUGCUUCACAGCCAGCAGACUCCCAGGGCUUCGAGUCGCUUCCACCACCGCGAAUCCUCCUAUUCGUCGCUGGGAUCUAACGGGCCAGCCUCGCCAUACAACCCGAACACGUCCAACCCGCACAUCGCCGUCGCCGACUCAGGCCAUGACGGGUACCCUGAGGUGGGCGGCCAGGAGAGCAACUAUUCGUACAACCCGGGCAAGGCGGCGCCCCUGUCGGACGGCUUCUACACCUUGACCAACUUCAACAGCAGCAGUCGGGAGAGCAACAACACCAACAGCGCCAGCGCCAACCACCACGACGCCAUCAAUAACCAACAUUCCCUUCGCGAUGUGACCAUGGCCGACAACUUGUCGGCUCGGCCGAGCCAGCAGCCGCGGCCCCAGCGCAAGAUACGAGGCGGCCGAGGCUUAGGCUCGCCUGCUGAAUUGUCGAUAGGCGGUGGCGGCUCGUCUGCGAAGUCCCAUCCGGUCUCGGUGGCGACCAGUUCAGCUGGUGGUGACUCACCCGCCACUCCCUCGUUGCACGAGGCCGAAGAGGAUAAUCGCAGGCUUAGGACUGUUUUCCACAACAACGUCCCCAAGCUGGACCGCACCUUGACCGACAUCUAUAACGACGAGCUCUACAACCCAAACUUGACCAUCGGAUCAACCUCUCCCUCACCUAAGACCCACCUCGCCAUGUCGCCAAGCAACGACCUGUUCGCCCAGAGGCUCCAGGCAGCGAAUAGUCAGCACCUGAGCGCCGUCCAGUCUCCCGUCUCCAGCACCUCGCGGGACGGCCAGUCACCAUUUCGCCAGGGCUCUCCGUACGCGGCCGCCAUCGGCGAUUUCCCCCAGGUAAACCUAGAUCAAGUGCGACUCGGGUCGGCACGGCAGAUGCGGCAACAACACAAAGCGGAGCGCGACGCCAAGGAACUACAGCAACACAUGGCGCGCAACUCUACGCAGCAGCAAGGCACCCCGAAUACCAUCUCGCCCAAGGAUGCCAUGCUCGAUUUCACCGAGCCGGACGAUGCUUCCGCCAUGCCCUUGUUCCCGCCGCCGCAGGACUCGAGUAGCCACUUCAAACUCGAGGCGCCAAGCAAUAGCGGCAAUGUCGCAACCUCGAGGGGCAUCCCCCAACACUCGAGCCCGCCAUUCCCGACGGUUUCCUCAACGCCCAUCCAGAGCUCGUUCAGCUUUUCUAUGCCUAGCAAUAUCCAGGUAUCACCGCAGUAUUCUUUCGUCGCGCACCGGCAGCACCGAUCCACGCCCACGACAUCCGCAUACUCGCGCGUCAGCUCGGCCGAAGCCAGCAACUCGGACGGCGGCGACGCGCCCGCCCAGAGGCCCGCCGGAGCCAGCGCGGACGGCGGCACGUAUACCUGCACUUACCACGGCUGCACCCUACGGUUCGAGACGCCGGCUCUGCUGCAGAAGCACAAGCGCGAAGGCCAUCGACAAGCCAACUCCCUGCACCACAUCCGGCCGUCGUCGUCGGGCGACAUGUCAGGCAUCAUGUUCAAUAGCCAAGCCGGCCCUCACAGGUGCGACCGGAUCAACCCCAGCACGGGCAAGCCGUGCAAUACGAUGUUCUCGCGGCCCUACGAUCUUACGCGGCACGAGGAUACGAUUCACAACGCACGCAAGCAAAAGGUGCGGUGCGACCUCUGCGCCGAGGAGAAGACGUUCAGCCGAGCAGACGCCCUGACGAGACAUUACCGCGUGUGCCACCCAGAUAUGGAGUUCCCCGGCAAACAUCGGCGACGAGGCGGCACCAGCGUCUGAGCCGGCGGCACGCCCAUCAGCCGCUGGUCUGGGAGGGUUGGGCUCGUGCGACACGGCGGGCGGCCCUCGUCCGGCGGCAGCGCCGGGGACGAAUCCAUUGUCUCACGAAGGCCGGUCGGGCGUGUGGAAGACUCUAGAAGGCGUGCAUGCUCGAUUGGGGUGCAAGUACUUAGCCGGGACGGUACAAGGCGCGGUUACAUGCGGGGGCGUCGACCGGCUUGGGUUACGAGCGUAGCAUCCAG